GGCCGCGCGCCCUAUAUAUUUGGAUCGCAUAGGGUUCGUCUUCCUCGAUCCAGGCCGCCUCCACACCACACCUCUGCGAGCACGACACGAGCUUUUCUCUUCGUAAUCGUCGUCGUCGUCCUCCUCCUCCUCCCCUCCGCCGGGGGCCGCCGAGCGGCGAUCCGUUGCUGGUGGAGACAGAAGUUGGAGUACAACCAAGAUGGCUGACAGCCAUGAAACUGACAAGAACAUUGAGAUCUGGAAGGUCAAGAAGUUGAUUAAAGGACUUGAUGCUGCACGUGGAAAUGGGACGAGCAUGAUAUCACUGAUCAUGCCACCUCGUGAUCAGGUCUCUCGAGUCACCAAGAUGUUGGGUGAUGAAUACGGAACUGCCUCAAACAUCAAGAGCAGAGUCAACAGGCAAUCUGUUUUGGCUGCUAUCACAUCUGCUCAACAAAGGUUGAAGCUGUACAACCGAGUUCCCCCCAAUGGAUUAGUGCUUUACACUGGAACCAUUGUCACAGACGAGGGCAAAGAAAAGAAAGUCACCGUUGACUUUGAGCCGUUCAGGCCAAUCAAUGCUUCAUUGUACCUUUGUGACAACAAGUUUCACACCGAAGCGUUGAAUGAGCUGUUGGAAUCUGAUGACAAGUUUGGCUUCAUCAUCAUGGAUGGCAACGGGACGCUGUUCGGAACACUCAGUGGCAACUCAAGAGAAGUUCUUCAUAAGUUUUCUGUUGAUCUCCCCAAGAAACAUGGACGAGGAGGGCAGUCAGCACUUCGCUUUGCCCGCCUACGCAUGGAGAAACGCCACAACUAUGUGCGCAAGACAGCUGAGCUUGCUACCCAAUUCUUCAUCAACCCUGCCACCAGCCAGCCAAAUGUUUCUGGGCUCAUUAUAGCUGGUUCUGCUGACUUUAAGACUGAAUUGAGUCAAUCUGACAUGUUUGAUCAGCGUCUACAAGCCAAGAUACUCAAGGUGGUUGACGUUUCUUAUGGUGGGGAGAAUGGCUUUAACCAGGCUAUUGAGAUAUCUGCUGAAGAGCUUUCAAAUGUCAAGUUCAUUCAAGAAAAGAAGUUGAUUGGGAAGUAUUUUGAAGAGAUUAGCCAAGACACUGGGAAGUAUGUUUUUAGUGUGGAUGAUACGAUGUCAGCACUUGAAAUGGGUGCAGUUGAGACACUGAUUGUGUGGGAAAAUCUUGAUAUCAACCGAUAUGUUUUGAAAAAUUCUGUCACUGGAGAAACUACGGUAAAGCACCUCAACAAGGCACAGGAGACAGAUCAGAGCAACUUCCGAGAUAAGGCGACUUCUGCAGAACUGGAGGUAAUAGAAAAGACCUUGUUGCUCGAGUGGUUUGCAGAAAAUUACCGGCAAUUUGGUUGCAGCCUAGAGUUUGUCACGAACAAGUCGCAGGAAGGUUCUCAGUUUGUCAGGGGCUUUGGUGGGAUAGGGGGGAUUCUCCGCUAUCAGGUUGAGAUCAAUGCUUACGAAGACUUGUCUGAUGAGGAGUACGAUGAAGACUACGAAUAGCAAUCAAUUGAAACUUCAGUGAUUCCGGUCCGGGAGGAGCCUGUGCUGGCCCCGAACGCAUCGGGACAAGAGGAGGCCAAGACGUCCACAAGAUCAUCGGGGAACACUUAAGGGGUGAAGAGAAGACCUGAGACAUAGUGAUUGUCGCCAUGUCAUGAAGCAUGAUACCACUGCAGAAGUCAAGUUCUGUCCGUUUCAUGGGGAGAAUAAAUGAUGCAUUAUGAUUUCCUCCAUCGGAAGACCAUCAUAUUUAUUAGUAGUUAAAUUCUAAGUUAUCAAUAAGGAGUGGCUUCUAUGUCAGCCUAAACAUGUGCUCUAAGUCUGUCAUGCAUUGCUGCUGCUGCAGCUACUCGUGUUCGUAUAUUUUAGUAGUUAAAUUCUAAGUUGUCAAUAAGGAGUGGCUUCUAUGUCAGCAUGAGCAUGUGAAGUCGAGUCUGUGUGUUUUGUUGUUGCUGCUGCAGCAGCUACUCGUGGUUCUAAACUAAAGUGAGUCGUUAGUACUAUGUUUGGAUGUGUUAAGGCCUAUCAUGUUUAAACCAUGCAUAUCCAUGUUCAUCUUCUACUUCA
This is a messenger RNA of Oryza sativa Japonica Group (Japanese rice), 2077 nucleotides long. Its product is annotated as eukaryotic peptide chain release factor subunit 1-3. Gene Ontology annotation, molecular function: sequence-specific mRNA binding; translation release factor activity, codon specific. Lineage: Eukaryota; Viridiplantae; Streptophyta; Magnoliopsida; Poales; Poaceae. Gene Ontology annotation, cellular component: translation release factor complex; cytosol. Gene Ontology annotation, biological process: cytoplasmic translational termination. The record is from RefSeq and is a predicted model, not a curated record.